UGUGCUCGAAGAAACCAACCGUCACAAUAUAUAAUUUUAAUAAAUCUUGGAAAAUCCGAAAUACGUCGUUAUCCGGAACCAUUCAUCUCAGAUAAAACUAGGCGGGAUUAUUUUCAGUUACACAGGAAUUGCAACAGAAUUGCGCGACGAGAGAAAUAUUCAGAGGGAAAUAGUUUGCAGUCAUUUUCUAUCGGUUGGGUUACAGCUAAAUACUGUCUAAAUAUUUUGUGUUUACCAUAUUGCCAUUAGAAAUAAUAUACUUAGAUACAACAAGAAUUCAAAAUGUUGAUCAAAGUUAAGACAUUAACUGGCAAGGAGAUUGAGAUCGAUAUUGAGCCAACAGACAAGGUGGAGAGGAUCAAAGAAAGGGUGGAGGAGAAAGAAGGCAUUCCGCCUCAGCAGCAGAGACUCAUCUACAGUGGGAAACAGAUGAAUGAUGAGAAGACGGCGGCGGACUACAAGAUCCAGGGUGGAUCAGUGUUGCAUCUGGUUUUGGCGCUAAGAGGGGGGGGCUCCCCACAGUCCCAGAAUUAAUCUGCCCCCCCCCCCCCUUCCCGUAGCCUCCCGGCCUGCCUUGACCACCAUAGAGUGUCUGCCGGCGACGGCACGCGCACACACAGCUCUGUCGGAACUCUAUGGUGCCGAAAAUGCUCACGCUCGUUGCGUUCUGCUAACGGAUUCUCUUGUCGUGGAAUUGAGUUCUUGUCUAUAAUGUGUUAGGAAAUCAGCACGUUGGCCACCCUUUUAGAUUGACGGUGUGCUAGGAUGGGAAAGCACCAUGGUGCUGUUUUUUUUUUGUUGACUGCUGAUGGAAAUGAUAUAAAUGAUAUAGCUUGAUGUGUUAAUAAACGUUAGUAUGUCACCCGUGUUUGGCCCAUGUAA
Conger conger (European conger) is the source of this 882-nucleotide messenger RNA. RefSeq names its product NEDD8-like. Gene Ontology annotation, molecular function: ubiquitin protein ligase binding; protein tag activity. NCBI's taxonomy places the organism in Eukaryota, Metazoa, Chordata, Actinopteri, Anguilliformes, Congridae. Gene Ontology annotation, cellular component: cytoplasm; nucleus. Bases 283 to 534 code for a protein of 83 amino acids. Gene Ontology annotation, biological process: regulation of proteolysis; protein neddylation; modification-dependent protein catabolic process. The transcript is spliced from 4 exons. The record is from RefSeq and is a predicted model, not a curated record.